Messenger RNA from Psammomys obesus (fat sand rat), 1848 nucleotides. RefSeq names its product iroquois homeobox 6 (gene Irx6). NCBI's taxonomy places the organism in Eukaryota, Metazoa, Chordata, Mammalia, Rodentia, Muridae. The coding region runs from base 110 to 1435 and encodes 441 amino acids. The record is from RefSeq and is a predicted model, not a curated record. Gene Ontology annotation, cellular component: nucleus. Gene Ontology annotation, biological process: cell development; neuron differentiation; regulation of transcription by RNA polymerase II. Gene Ontology annotation, molecular function: DNA-binding transcription factor activity, RNA polymerase II-specific; RNA polymerase II cis-regulatory region sequence-specific DNA binding. The transcript has 6 exons.
GCACCUGCAGCCCUGUAAGGAAACCAGACGCCACGCAGCUGGGGUCAUCGAAUCGCCCAGCUGAGCGAGGGACUCCAAAAGAAAGGAGUGUCCGGGGUAGCCAGCUGCUAUGGCCUUCCCGCCCUUUGGACACCCGUAUAGCAGUGCAUCCCAGUUUCUGGUGUCUGCAGGGUCCAGUGCCACUUGCUGUGAAACGGCCCCUCGGCCAGUGUCAGAUGUGGCCUCAGCCUCCACCUCUGCCUCUACUCUCUGCUGCACACCCUACGACAGUCGACUGCUGGGCAGUGCUCGGCCAGAACUGGGUGCUGCCUUGGGCAUCUAUGGAGCACCCUAUGCAGCUGCUCAGAGCUACCCUGGGUACCUGACCUAUGGCCCAGAGCCACCCCCACUGUGUGGUACACUGAAUCCUCAGUAUGAGUUUAAGGAUGCUGCAGGAAGCUUUACCCCCAGCCUCACCCAGCCAGGGGCCUAUUACCCCUAUGAGCCAACUCUGGGGCAGUAUCAAUAUGACAGGUAUGGCGGGGUGGAGCUCAGCAGCGCUGGCCGGAGGAAGAACGCCACCCGGGAGAGCACCAGUGCGCUGAAGGCCUGGCUCCACGAGCACCGCAAGAAUCCGUACCCCACCAAGGGCGAGAAGAUCAUGCUGGCCAUCAUCACCAAGAUGACCCUCACCCAGGUGUCCACCUGGUUCGCCAACGCGCGCCGGCGCCUCAAGAAGGAGAACAAAAUGACAUGGGCUCCCAAGAACAAAGGUGGGGAGGAGAGGAAAGCAGAAGGUGGAGGAGAAGAUUCUCUGGGCUGCCUGAAGGGUGACACCAAAGAUGUUACUGCUAGCCGGGAGGCCCAGGGGCUGCGGCUGAGUGACCUGGAAGACCUGGAGGAAGAAGAGGAAGAAGAAGAAGCAGACGACGAGGAGGCGGCAGUCUCAGCAGCCCGCAGGCUGGAAGAUUUUCACAAGAGCUCACAGUCCUUGCCCGCGCCGUGUGCCGCCGCUCAAGAGAGCGGGAUGGAGAGCAGAGAGUGCGGUCUGGCGGUACCCUGCUUCUCCUUUACUGAGGCUCCGCGAUCAGGAGAAGCUGACUUUCUUACGGCAGAGUCAAGUAGCCCCAGGAUGAUCGUGCACUACCCAAGCGGCCAGAAACCCCGCAUUUGGUCCUUGGCUCACACGGCCGCAGCCAGCGCUGUUGAAGGCGCUCCCUCAGCUCCGCCCAGGGCCCGAAGUCCAGAGUGCCGCAUGAUUCCCAGACAGCCCAGCUCCAUCCGGCGACUCCUGGUCCCUAGGGACUCCGGAGGCGAAGAGGAUUCUUGUGCAGCCAAAGCUUUUGGAAACUCCACGUUCACCCUGCAGGGGCUACCACUGAACUGUGCGCCGUGCCCAAGGCGGAGGGAGCCUGAAGUGCGGUUCCAAUACCCUUCUGGAGCAGAAGCAGGUUAGUGCAGUGGCUGCGGUUUGCAGAAGAAUUUUGGACCCGGCUGCUUCUGGAUUCACCUUCAUAUUAAGAAGCUUCCAGGCCUUGGCAGGAAGUGGGAGCUCUCACUUUGCCUAAGACAAACACACAGAACUAUCCUAGCAGCUAUCCUUGCACAGAGGGCUGGGGCUGGCCUGGGAGACGUGCACCUAAUCAGACUUGGAGGGAAGAUGGCAGGACAGCUUGGGAGAAAACACUGUGUGUGAGCAGUGCGCCUUUACCAAGUCUCUCUUCCUCCUCUGGACGGAAGGCAGGAACAGCAUCUCCUGCUCACCCACUCCUGCCUAGCCCACUCACUUUGUAACUUCCUUGCUGAACGGUUUCUAAGACUGUCUGUGUCUCCUUCCCUUUCCAAUUCCCAGGCUAUACCUUAAAAAUA